Molecule: messenger RNA, 3458 nt
Organism: Volvox carteri f. nagariensis
Lineage: Eukaryota; Viridiplantae; Chlorophyta; Chlorophyceae; Chlamydomonadales; Volvocaceae
Exons: 16
Coding region: 1-3180 (1059 amino acids)
Biological process (GO): inner dynein arm assembly; cilium movement involved in cell motility
Cellular component (GO): inner dynein arm
Molecular function (GO): dynein light chain binding; dynein heavy chain binding
Source: RefSeq, a predicted model, not a curated record
AUGGGAGACGAAGCAUCAGCAGGGCCUCCUCCGGUAAAUCGCAACGCCGAAGAGGGGGAGGUCCCUGUAGCACAGGAGGCAACCGUUGCAGCGGCUGAGGACCAGUCCGGUGCUGCUGCGACUGAAGUAGCAGCGGUCGAUGGAGCAGCGCCGGCAGCAGAUGCGGAGUCUGGCACAGGAAAUGCCGAAGCCGACGGCGGGGGUGAUGCUGCUGGCACGGGCGCGGAAGGGGAAGCAGACCCCGCAGCUGGCGACGGAUCACCUGGAGCAGACGGAGCAGAAGGGCAGCCCUUGGAGGCUUCAGCCGAGGGGGCAGCUGCAGACGGCGUCACAGAUGAAGCCGCAGUACCCGCUCCACCUCCACCACCGGUUGAGCUCGAACCUUUGCCCGAAGACUAUGUCCCAGUGAAGGACCUGCCCCCUCUUCCGGAGGCGUUUGCGCGGAAUGAGGAGGGCAAGCCCAUCCCGCUGCAUGGCGUUGAGUCUCUCUUCCUGACAGGCACCACUAUCGAGCUGGUGGGGUUGAGUGGCCUGGGCCCUGGCCACAUCAUGGGGGAAGUGACGAAGGAAGUGCUGCUAGGCGAUAUCCAGUUCCGUGGCGCCAUUAGCGACUUCCACGCACUCAAAGCUCGAAUUCAGGCUGCAGACUAUGACCCGCUCCUGAUCCGCAUUAUCGAGGAUGAUCUGUACGGCGACGGUAACAACUUCGAGAUCGCGCUCGCGAAGGAGGCGGGUGAAACGUGGCGGGCGGUCGUUGAGGAGGCGGAGCGGCGUUCCAAGCUGUUGGAGCUGGAGGCAGCGCACGCGGCGGCGGAGCGUGCAAAGCCGCGAUCGAAGCGUGCAAGGAAGGUCAAUCCCUGGCAGAGCAUGGGGAGCGAGUUGGACAUUGAGGAGGCUUCGGUGCGGCCACGUCGUGAACCCAUUCGGCUGGUGGUCCAGCGGAAGCGGCGGGAGUUCCACCAGAGCGGUAUCAAGCUGGCGGACAAGGACGCGCAUGAGUUGUGGAACAGCAGCCAGAUGGAGUGCAGACCGUUCAAGGACCCCAACUUUGACAUGCGGCGUAUGGAGCAGGACGUGGGCGUGCAGGCAGUAGCGCCGUUGCGUGACGCCAGCACACAGUCCCGUGGGGCCAUCCCGCCACGCCCCGCCGCUACGCAGACGCAGGCGCUGGACAUGGAUGAGAAGGGCAAGCGGGAGACGUUGCAGCGGCCGCGGGGCUCUCCGGGAAGCGUGGCGGACUUUUUGGAGCGCGUGCGAGACCAAUGUGAGGUAGCCCUGGUGCAGAACGAGAUCACCAACAUCUUCCGGGACGAUCUGGCCGCGCUGAAUGACGAGGCUGAUGGUGGCGGCGGCGGCAGCCGCAAGGAGACCCUGGUCUCCGAAGCACAGUCCUUCACGCACCUGACAUACUCCAAGAAUAAGGUGGUGUCCGCCAUCCAGUGGCUGCCCCACCGCAAGGGUGUGGUAGCAGUAGCCUGCACGGAGGCGCAGUCACACGCGGAGCGAGUGUCGCGCAUGGGCCGCACCGCCCCCGCGCACAUCCUGCUGUGGAACUUUCGAGACCCCAUCCAUCCGGAGCUCGUGCUGCAGAGCCCCUGGGAGGUCUUCGCCUUCCAGUUCAAUCCGUUGCAGCCGGAUCUGCUCACUGGCGGCUGCUACAACGGCCAGGUGGUGAUGUGGGACCUCAGCACGGAAGUGGAUCGACUGGGCCGGAAAACGGCUGGCGGAGCCGCUGCCACCACUGGCGGCGCAAUCAAAGGCGGCGCGGAUGGGGCGCCCAAGGCAGCAACAGAUCUGACACCGCCGCCCUCGGCGGCGGCUACGGCCGCCGUUGGCGGCGGCGGAGCCGGCGCUGCCGGCGGCGUUGGCAGCAGCGGAGCCGGAGAUGCGGGGGCUGGAUCGGCGGCCGAUGGCGAUGCACACAUCCCCGUGGUGAAGCACCGCUUCAUGACGGACACGCAGUUUAGCCAUCACCAGGUGGUCACCGACCUGCAGUGGCUGCCCGGGGUGGAGAUCAGCCACCGUGGCAAGGUGACCAAGCUUGGGGAAGGAUCCAAGGAGUGCAACUUCUUCGCCACCAUCGCGGCGGACGGCAAGGUGCUGUUUUGGGACGUGCGCGUGGAGAAGCUGUUGAAGAAGGGCAAGAAGGCGGAUGACCUGUUAGACCUGGUAUGGAAGCCCAUACACAGCGUGCACCUCAUCAGCCUCAUCGGCAUGGACCUGGGCGGCACGCGCUUGGCGUUUGACUUCCGGCGUCUGGAGCAGGGUAUGUUCUUCGCGGGCUCCUUUGACGGAGAGCUGGUGUAUGCGGACUUUAUCAAGCCUGAAGGAGAGGAAAACCCCGACUAUGCCAAGAGCUGCCUGCAGGCCCACGUGGGUCCUGUCAUCGCCCUGGAGCGGUCGCCCUUCUUCGAGGACAUCGUGCUCACGUGCGGGGACUGGCAAUGGCAGUUGUGGCAGGAGGGCUCAUCCACACCGCUGUUCCAAUCCGGAUACGCACAGGACUACUACACAGCAGCCUGCUGGAGCCCCACACGUCCCGCCGUUCUCUACCUGGCCGACCAGUCAGGCAGUCUGGAGGUGUGGGACCUCCUGGACCGUUCCCACGAACCCUCCAUCCGCGUCACACUGGCGGCCACACCCAUCAUGUCGCUCGCCUUCAACCCCAUGCCGGCAGCGGCGUCGGCGGCGCAGCAGGCGGCCCAGCAGCUGCUGGCCGUCGGCGAUGCGACAGGCGUCCUCCGCAUCAUGGAGCUGCCCCGUAACCUACGGAGACCUGUGCACAACGAGAAAAAGCUGAUGGGCACGUGGCUGGAGCGCCAGCAGCUGCGGCUGGCGGACGUCGGGGCCAGGCAGCCCACACGCGCGGCAGCGCGCAAGGAAGCCGAAGAGCGCAAGAAGGAGGCGGAGGCAGCUGCUCUGGCGGAGGCGGCGGCGCGCGAGGCGGCGGCCAAGGAUGCCGCCGCCGCCGCGGCCGUGGGACUGCCGCCUUCCACCGCCGACCGCAAGGACAGAAAGGGGCAGCACCUGGCCGAGUUCGACGAGAAGGCUGAGCAGGAGUACCUCAAAUUGGAGGCGCGGUUCAAGGCACAACUUGGGCAGCCGUCUGGUGGCGCUUGUGUAUGGUGUGAUGUCAGGGAAUCUUUUCAUUCAGCAGGGCAGUCCGUGCUUCCUGGGUAGAACGAGGCCUGUUGGGUGUUGCGGCGGUGAUGUGGUGUAUGGCGCGGAUGAGAAAGCACAGCCAACUAGACAGCCGAGUGCACCCACCGCGCCCUCCACAAACGGGUGUUUUUGCAACGGCUUGAGGCGAGGGGGCCGGUUGGUGCUCUUGGACCGGGACGCGGUAGUCGUGAAAGGACUGGCGUGGUCCUAAACACUGUAAACCACACCAUCGGCUGUGAAGCUGCCGAGACGCUAACAGUUCACUUACGGACGGCUCUUGUAAGUAACAUAUGUGC